Paramecium sonneborni is the source of this 848-nucleotide messenger RNA. Lineage: Eukaryota; Ciliophora; Oligohymenophorea; Peniculida; Parameciidae. The record is from the annotation of a GenBank genome assembly.
AUGAAUCAACAAUUUUAUAACUUCCUCAAUAUACCCAUCACCUAAAAUCCAAAAUCUGAAUUAGUUAGAGUGCGAUUAGCUAAAUAAUUUAUAGUUGCUUAAGUGUUACAUGUUUUCAAUACCUGGAAAUCAAUUCAUAAUGAAGAAUCGAUUACCUUUGGGUUGAUUGGUUGUGGGUAAGUUGGAAAAUUAAUAAUUAAUUCAAUUAUACCUUACGCCAUCAAAUUCUAUAAUUUAAAGCCAUCAGAUGUGCAUAUAUCUACAAGAAGGUAUUAUAAUUAUAUCAAUUAAAUAGGCCUGAAUAAAUUUAUUAUUAUGUGACCAAAGGCUAUUAAGUGUACUUUGAUAAUGAUAAAUUAUUACAAUAAUGUAAUUUUGUUGUGAUUGCUAUUCCACCUAUGAUUGAUAAUUGGAAUAUUUUAGAAUUAUAAAUUAAAAAUCCAAAGACAUACAUUAUUUCAUUACUAUCUACUUUAAAAUUACCUCGUUUAAAAUAAUUACUUAAAUUACAAAAUUAAUUAUACCAUACUUAAAUUUCUUCACAAUAACUAGAUUAAGCUGUUUUAAGUUACAUAGAAUUAAUUGAAUAAAUUAAACCAGGUGUAUUUCAAACUCAAAUUUAAGAAGACAUUGUUAAAUUAAUUAUUGAAUAAAGUCACAAUCACUUUAUUGAUGGAGAAAAUAGAAUUUAACUCUUUAUAGAAUCUUUUGGAAUUUAAUUAACUGAUACCCAGUAUUAAAGAAUAUUUGGAAGAAAUUAAUUAGAAUUUGAAACAUAAAUGGAAAAAUUAUUCAAAAUGAGUUUCACUAAAUCUCUCCUAUAAUUUUAAAAUUUUAUUCAAAAAUGA